AUGGGAAACUGCAUUGUGAUCCAUGAGAAGCCUGUCAGAGUGAUGAGAACAGAUGGAAAGAUCAUUGAAUACAAAGCCCCAAUUAGAGUCGAAGAAGUUCUAUCAGAGUAUUAUCACCAUGUAAUAUCGGAUGGCAUUCCGGUGCUGCAACACAUGCAUCCUCUUGCUGAAAUGCGUCGCGGCCAUCUCUACUAUCUUCUUCCUCUACCGGCAGCAAAGAAAACAAUAAAGAAGAAGAAGGCGGUUCGGUUCUCAGAUGAUGUUAUAGCGUUGGAAGAAGCCAAACAAACUGCUGGAGUAGUGAGAGUUAAAGUAGUGAUCAGCAAGCGGGAACUGUUGGAAAUGCUUGGAAAGGAGAGAGACUCAGCUGAGGAUACGGUUUCUCAGAUGCAGAAAGAAACAUCAUAA
This is a messenger RNA of Andrographis paniculata, 408 nucleotides long. RefSeq lists its product as uncharacterized. The transcript has a single exon. Bases 1 to 408 code for a protein of 135 amino acids. The record is from RefSeq and is a predicted model, not a curated record. Lineage: Eukaryota; Viridiplantae; Streptophyta; Magnoliopsida; Lamiales; Acanthaceae.